UCUUUAUUAAAACCUGAAAUUUUACUGAAGAAGGCAUUUGAGCUCAUCAAGUAGAUGACAGCCGCCACUUCCAGAUUCAUUGCCAAAGCCAGAGCUUAACAAGAGUCACUCCUCAAGUCAAUCUAUGACAAUACAACAUCUUGCUACUGCCUCGGCUGCCCACUCUGCUCUUUUAUAUAUAAUUUCUAAAACUAGACAAGAAGAAAACAGCGAGGAUGGGUUGGUUGUGUGGGUCCGACUUUUGACAAAUGGAGGAUGGAGAGGCGCUGGCUGGGACACGGAGAGAUGAAUCGCGCGGCACGAAGCGUUUCAUAUCACUGGCCUGGCCUCGAGUUGAGCAGAUUUCUGCACCGGGGAAUUUUUGAGCACACGGAUUUAGGGAAACUGCAUCCUGAUGCCGUCAUUCUGGAGGGAUGAGCGCAAGAUGUGUCUCGGAGCCCCUCCUCCCUUCCCUCCCCGGGUCUCACCUCCCUCCCCUGCUCCUCGCCUCCCCCGAGGCUGGCGGAGCGGGCGCGGGCGGACGCGGCCACUCCGCGGUAGCCAGUCGGGGCCGGAGCCCAGAGGCAGGUGCAGGCGGAGGCAAAGGCGCAGGGCUCGAGCUCAGCUGCUUGCACGGUGCCUGCGGUCCCCGCCGACUCAGACCUGCACGCAGACCUGGCGGGCAUCAAAGAAAGGCUGCGAGCUGGGAAAGCCCCGCAGAUGUGCCCAGAGCCACAGUUCACAGGCUUUCCGCUACGUCCUGCACUACUACCGCACGGGCCGGCUGCACGUCAUGGAGCAGCUGUGCGCUCUGUCCUUCCUGCAGGAGAUCCAGUACUGGGGCAUCGACGAGCUUAGCAUCGACUCCUGCUGCAGAGACAGAUACUUCAGAAGGAAGGAGCUGAGCGAAACAUUAGACUUUAAGAAGGACACAGAAGACCAGGAAAGUCAACAUGAGAGUGAGCAGGACUUUUCCCAAGGACCUUGUCCCACUGUCCGCCAGAAGCUCUGGAACAUUCUGGAGAAACCGGGCUCUUCCACUGCUGCUCGAAUCUUUGGGGUCAUCUCUAUCGUCUUCGUGGUGGUGUCAAUCAUCAAUAUGGCCCUGAUGUCAUCUGAGUUAAGCUGGCUGGACUUGCAGCUUCUGGAAAUUCUGGAGUACAUAUGCAUUAGUUGGUUUACCGGGGAGUUUGUCCUGCGUUUCCUGAGCGUGCGGGACAGGUGCCGCUUCCUGAGAAAGGUGCCCAACAUCAUAGACCUCCUUGCCAUCUUGCCCUUCUACAUCACCCUCCUGGUGGAGAGCUUGAGUGGCAGCCACACUACACAGGAGCUGGAGAACGUUGGGCGUCUGGUCCAGGUGCUGAGGCUGCUCAGGGCUCUGCGCAUGCUCAAGCUGGGCAGACACUCUACAGGAUUACGUUCACUUGGGAUGACAAUCACCCAGUGUUAUGAAGAAGUUGGCUUACUACUCCUAUUUCUGUCCGUGGGAAUUUCUAUCUUUUCGACUGUGGAAUAUUUUGCGGAGCAAAGCAUUCCUGACACAACCUUCACAAGUGUUCCUUGUGCAUGGUGGUGGGCCACUACGUCCAUGACUACUGUGGGAUACGGGGACAUUAGACCAGACACCACCACAGGCAAAAUCGUGGCCUUCAUGUGUAUAUUAUCAGGAAUCCUUGUCUUGGCCUUGCCUAUUGCUAUUAUUAAUGACCGCUUCUCUGCUUGCUACUUCACCUUAAAGCUCAAGGAAGCAGCUGUUAGACAGCGGGAAGCUCUAAAGAAGCUUACCAAGAAUAUAGCCACUGACUCAUAUAUUAGUGUUAACUUGAGGGAUGUCUAUGCCCGGAGCAUCAUGGAGAUGCUGCGAUUAAAGGGUAGAGAAAGAGCAAGUACCAGGAGUAGUGGAGGAGAUGACUUCUGGUUUUAAUUCAUUUUCAGUUUCUUUCCAAAAGCUUAUGUAAAACUAAGAGGAUUGAUAAAGCCUUGAUAAUGGA
Molecule: messenger RNA, 1970 nt
Organism: Sorex araneus (European shrew)
Lineage: Eukaryota; Metazoa; Chordata; Mammalia; Eulipotyphla; Soricidae
Gene: KCNV1
Product: potassium voltage-gated channel modifier subfamily V member 1
Exons: 4
Coding region: 395-1903 (502 amino acids)
Biological process (GO): protein homooligomerization; potassium ion transmembrane transport
Cellular component (GO): voltage-gated potassium channel complex; membrane
Molecular function (GO): protein binding; voltage-gated potassium channel activity
Source: RefSeq, a predicted model, not a curated record